AUAUAAGAUGUGAUUUCUUACAUGUAUAUUAUAAAAAAUAGCUCUUAUAAUAUAAAUGGCUCUUGUUUAUCUAACUCCUUCUUUGUCAAAGGAGAUUAUUAAACGUAAAAAUAACAAUGACUCAGAUAAAAAUGACAAUGACUCAGCACGAUAAAAAUGACAAUGACUCAGCACUACGUCAUUAGUUUGCGUGAUAAUAAAAGAUAAUUUGUGACAUAAAUAACAUUUCUUAUUUUUUGCGUGUUUAAGAUAAUGUUGGAUUGAAAUAUAAGUGAGUUCCUUCUUCGCUGCAUUAGUAGUGUUAAUUCAUAUGAACACGCAAUAUGUGAUGAUCAGUGAUUUUAUACAGUUUUACAUUUGUAAUAAAUAUAAUCUGAACUGUAUCUAGUGACUAGUAAAAUAAUUGGUUUUCUUGUGCAAUAAAGGCAAAAAAUAUCAAUACAAGAUGUUAAUAAGCGGGCUUUUUAUCUCCAUCCUAAUAUUAGUAUAUAUUUAUUAUAAGUACGUAAUAUUCAAUUUCUGGCGAAAAAAAGGAGUGUUUGUACCUGUCGAACCUGUUGUACCGACUGGCAAUGUGACAAAAUUUGUGAUUGGAAAAAUGUCAAUAGGCGAACUCAUGAAAAAUUUCUAUAUGAAAUAUAAGGAACAUCGUGUUAUUGGAAUCUAUACAUUUUUCAAACCAAAUCUGAUAGUCGCCGAUCUCGAUCUAAUUCAAACUGUGCUCACGAAGGAAUUCAAGAGUUUUCAUGAUCGUGGAAUGUAUUGCAACGAAAAAAUCGAUCCACUAUCUGGUCAUUUGUUUUUAUUGCCCGGAAAAAAGUGGCGGAAUUUCCGCGUCAAAUUGACACCGACUUUCACAUCCGGCAAGAUAAAGCAAAUGUUUGCUAUUAUAAAGGAGUGUAGUGAAGGGUUGACGAAGAGUUUAGAAAUGGAAACUCAUACAAAAAAUGCUGUCAACAUCAAAGAAUUAUUUGCAAGAUACACGACAGACGUAAUUAUGUCAACCGCAUUUGGAAUAAAGUCCAACUGCUUAGUUGAGCCGAAUAAUGAAUAUCGAUAUUGGGGAAAGAAAUUUUUGGAAUUGAAUCCUUUUUGGACUGCUAUAAUGUUUUUCACACCGCAAAUUUUGGACUUCUUUUCCAUUCCCAUUACGGACCGUGGUGUUAGCAAAUUUUUCACGAAAUUAUUCUGGGACAAUGUGAAGUACAGGCAAACUCACAACAUCGUCAGACACGAUUUUAUGAAUCUACUUAUACAACUCAUAGAGAAAGGCUACGUUGAAGUCGACGAUAACAAGAACACCGCCAAUAAAUCUUCUAACACGAAUAAAUUUACCAUUCUGGAGGCGACCGCACAAGCCUUUGUCUUCUUCGUAGCCGGCUUCGAGACAUCGUCGACCACGGCUACGUUCUGCUUGUAUGAGUUAGCUAUACAUCAGGAUAUACAAGACAAAGUUCGCCAGGAGAUCAUUCAGAUGUUGAAAAAGCAUGGUGGACUGACUUACGAUGCUAUGAACGAAAUGACGUAUCUGCACAAAGUAGUCCAAGAAACCUUACGGAAAUAUCCACCUGUUCCUAUUUUGAACCGUAUCUGUACCAAGGAUAUGGUUAUGCCAACGACAAAUGUUCGCAUUCCGGAAGGAACAAACAUCACUAUACCAGUACUAGGAGUGCAUCGAGAUCCAUCAAUAUACCCGGAUCCGGACAAAUUCGAUCCUGAACGUUUCAACGCGGACCAAGUGGCUGCAAGACAUCCUUACGCUUUUUUGGCAUUUGGUGAAGGACCACGUGUCUGCAUUGGUACAAGGUUUGGUUACGUGCAAGCAAAAGUUGGGAUUAUAAGCGUAUUGUCGAGAUUCAAGGCUAAAUUGCAUCCCCAAACUGCGAUACCACUCGAAAUUGAUAAUAAGAUAUUUGUACUCAAUGCAAAAGGUGGUGUAAAUCUUAUUAUUGAACCGCUAUAAGCUAACCACGCUGAUACUUUUAAAUAGUAAUAUGAAUCCUGACGAGGUAUGUGGGUGCAAAAUGUUACAUACAAACAUCAAAAAAAAGAAAUGCUGACACUCUAGUAAUAUUAUUAAAACUAAUUUUUUUUUAUAAAUAAAAUAUGGCCGUAUUUAAAAACGUAAACAAAAAAUGUCGUUGAUGCAAAAAAAUCAAGCACAGUAUGAUAUUAUCACGAAAUCUAUCGCAUAAAAAAAAUGGCCAAUUGGCCAAUUGAUGACUGGUUGAAUGCGACAUGUAUGUACAUCGACCGGGGUAAUAGUUUUAACAAAUUAUCGAUUGCGACUCAUAGAGAAUAUAUUACGCAAAAACGUGUAAGGUAUAAUAACUAAAUAUCCUAAAAAUAUGCCAGGACAUUUUAAACAUACUAGAAAUGAUCUCGAGAGCUUGUCUUGUCCAACUGUGUUUCAAACACAUAAUACGCAGAAAUUUAAAAAACAUUUGUUUUACUUAAAUUUUAUAACAUAUACGAUACGAAUUCUUCUUUCUGCAUUGUAAUUCAUUUUUCAACUUAAUGUCAUUAAUCAAAUUAUGUGCGUAAACAACAAUAUAAGAUGUGAUUUUUUAUAGGCAUAUUAUUAAAUAGUGGCUCUUUAUCUAGCUCUUCUUUCGCAAAGAGGAUUAUCAAUGAUAAAAACGAUAAUAAUUCAGCACUACGUCAUUUAUUUGCGUGAUAACAAAAUAUGUAGCCUGCUGACUUAAAUAACACUUCUCAUUUCUUGCGUGUUGAAGAUAAUGUUGGAUUGCAAUAUAAGCGAGUUCUCUCUUCAUUGCAUUCGUGUCGUUAGUUGAUAUGAACAUGCAAUAUGUGAUUAUAAGUGAUUUUAUACAGUUUUAUAAUUGUGAAAAAUAUAAUUUGAACUGUAUCUAGUGACCAAUAAAAUAAAUUGGUUCUCUUGUGCAAUAAAGGUAAUAUUAGCAACGGAUUUACAAUGAACAUUCCCUUCUUGUCUUAAUUGACCAUGUAUUUUGAAAGUGAUGUAAGUGCACUAUCUUCUUCUACGAGAUAUCAAAACAAAGGGAGAUUUAAAUAGAUUGCAUAUUACAAAAAUUGAAUUGACUGUGAACUAACUACAUCUUUAAAUACAAAAUUUUAUAUUUUACAUCGAAUGGAACAGAAUUGAACGAAAAAUUUUUCACUGUUAUAUAUCAAUUAAUAGGAAAGAUAAUUUCUUAAGAAAUCGAAAGUAUGCCGGAACGAAUGAAAUUGUGUUUAUUACUGUAAAUUUAAAAUAUAUAAAACUGCAUAAAAAUAAGCGCCGAUUGCAAUAGCUGAUGAUUGUUGUUUCAAGAGUG
Messenger RNA from Odontomachus brunneus, 3299 nucleotides. RefSeq names its product cytochrome P450 6k1-like. The transcript is spliced from 7 exons. Lineage: Eukaryota; Metazoa; Arthropoda; Insecta; Hymenoptera; Formicidae. The coding region runs from base 446 to 1963 and encodes 505 amino acids. Gene Ontology annotation, molecular function: iron ion binding; monooxygenase activity; oxidoreductase activity, acting on paired donors, with incorporation or reduction of molecular oxygen. The record is from RefSeq and is a predicted model, not a curated record.